Brassica rapa (field mustard) is the source of this 808-nucleotide messenger RNA. RefSeq names its product 21 kDa protein. Gene Ontology annotation, molecular function: enzyme inhibitor activity. The record is from RefSeq and is a predicted model, not a curated record. NCBI's taxonomy places the organism in Eukaryota, Viridiplantae, Streptophyta, Magnoliopsida, Brassicales, Brassicaceae. Gene Ontology annotation, biological process: negative regulation of catalytic activity.
GUCAGUUACAUAGAACACUUCAACACAUAUAUAUCAUCACAACCAUAAUAUCAUAAAGAUCAUAACAUAUAUUUUAAAGAGAUGGCUGAAUCUUUUAGAGCUACUAAUCACUUCCUCACAUCUCUUCUCAUAACCGUAGCCAUAACCAUAACCACAUUCAAGUCGGUCCAUACAACAGCAACAAACACAGAGUUCGUAAAAUCAUCAUGCACAGUCACAACAUACCCAAGACUCUGUGUCGCUUCACUCUCAACUCAUGCCAGUCUCAUCCAAACCAGCCCCAAGCUCAUGGCUCACGCUGCUCUCAACAUCACAUUAGCGUCAGCUAAAGCCACAUCAGUAAUGAUGGUGCGUCUCUCAAGUAGUAGCCAGCUCAAGCCGAGAGAAGUCUCGGCCAUGAGAGUCUGCGUGGAGGAGUUAGGUGACACGUUGGAUGAGCUUCGAAAAUCGAUUGGUGAGAUGGGUCAGCUAAGUGGCUCGAGCUAUGAGGUAUACAUGAGUGAUAUUCAGACAUGGGUUAGUGCGGCUCUGACAGAUGAGAACACGUGCACCGACGGAUUUGGAGGAGAUGACAUGAAUGGGAAGGUUAAGAUUUUUGUUAGAGAAAGGAUUUUGGUUAUUGCUCAUUUAACGAGUAAUGCUUUAGCUUUGAUUAAUCACUUUGCUUCUAUUCAUGGUUAGAGAGACUGAAAUAUUUUUAGUUUAUUUUUAUUGAAAGUUUCUGUUUGAUUUUGUGUGUAUAAAAUAUAUUCAAAGUAUGUAUUCGUCUGUGUAUAAUAAUAAUUCAAUGUGUGUGUUCUUACGAUUA